Molecule: messenger RNA, 357 nt
Organism: Oikopleura dioica
Lineage: Eukaryota; Metazoa; Chordata; Appendicularia; Copelata; Oikopleuridae
Source: the annotation of a GenBank genome assembly
AUGACCGAAAGAUUGAGACGUCUGCAUGUAAUCAAGAACGCAACUCGUCAAGGAGUUGUGAUACCUUUCAAUCAGUCGUCUUUGACCGAACUCAAAAAUGAUAUCGCCGAUGAGCUGAGAAUGAAUCGAGUUAACUUUUUAUUCAACCCCCAUGGAUGUGAGAUCAUUGACUUUGACCUUAUUCGGGAUGAUGAUGUUCUUAUUGCUUCUGCUAGCCAGCACUUUGAAAAGCCAGGAAAAAAGAAACCUGCAGAGACUGCCAUGUACACACUUUUGAAAGAAGUGCUCAAGAUGGCUUUGAAAAUGCUUAUCGAUACAGUCAGAGGACCUCUUCUCGCCCAGAUUGCUUCCGCAUGA